Molecule: messenger RNA, 864 nt
Organism: Letharia columbiana
Lineage: Eukaryota; Fungi; Ascomycota; Lecanoromycetes; Lecanorales; Parmeliaceae
Exons: 3
Coding region: 1-864 (287 amino acids)
Source: RefSeq, a predicted model, not a curated record
AUGGCCAAAGCUGGUAAAAGGUCUAACGGUGAAACAUACUACAACUCUACAAGAGCUAAGAGGUCUAAACCGAGCAAUUCGAAUCGGCAGCCUGCUCAGAUGGGAGACGUGCCUGACCCUGAAGAAGAACUAGGACACUCAACGAGCGUAGAAUUCUUGGCUGCAGCGAAGGAACCUGCGAAGAGGAGCCAUGCAGCGGUCUCAGAUCUCAAGAAUAUUGUUGAGGAGGAGAAGAAAAGGCUAGCCAAACUACUCGAGCAGAAGGCAUUUGGCGUGUACGCUCGUUAUGUAUCUACGGGUUGGAUGACUCCGAGUAAUUUGAGUUCUAGCACGAAACGAGACUCUGAACUCAAAGACACUCUCAUCAAAGUCAUACACGACGCCCAGCGAGACCGAACAGAUAUCGAUGAGGAGGGGGUCGACCCGUCCUCCACAUCGAAGCCCACAGCAUGCGCCAUUUACCAGAGCGCCAAGUCUAACAUAGCGUCUUCGCGAGGAUUGCUAGGACACUACGAACGAGCGUCUCAACAGGUCGCUUCUGGACAAAGGGUCCCGAUGAUGGAGUCUGGAUGGGAGAAGGACUUACAAACGCUGCAACGUAUUCUCAACCAACAGGGAGAGAAGAUCAAGUCUGAGGUACAUCAAAUUCUCAAUGAAGACUCAGAAUCCUCAAAGGAGCAGUUCAAGUGUAACAUGUCAGACUUGGACACCGAUCUGUGGAAUCGAUUUGCUGUGGGUGAAGCUAAGGAGAAAAUUGUCGAGGCGCUAGACGGAAGAAGAGAAGAUACGUGGGCAGUGGUAGCAAAGAAUGCACAACGAGGUGUGCGACGUACAGUCAAAAACCUUCCGGAGGAUGGCGAGUGA